Molecule: messenger RNA, 2216 nt
Organism: Acomys russatus (golden spiny mouse)
Lineage: Eukaryota; Metazoa; Chordata; Mammalia; Rodentia; Muridae
Gene: Zbtb9
Product: zinc finger and BTB domain containing 9
Exons: 2
Coding region: 176-1567 (463 amino acids)
Biological process (GO): regulation of transcription by RNA polymerase II
Molecular function (GO): protein binding; RNA polymerase II cis-regulatory region sequence-specific DNA binding; DNA-binding transcription factor activity, RNA polymerase II-specific
Source: RefSeq, a predicted model, not a curated record
CGUCCGGGCGCAGUGGAGGCAGAGGAGCUGCGACGCGGUCGCGCGUGCGGUCGGGGGCGUGUCGGCGGGAAGGCGUGAGGCCGGAGCUCGCGGAGCCGGCCUGUGUGAGCACGCCUUCUUCCCGUAGAGCCGAACUCCUCCUCCCGACUCCCUAGGAUUUCUUUCCGAGGUGGCCAUGGAUGCUUCGACUCCUUUGCCCCCCGCAUCCCCUUCUCCGAGGUGCAGCCCCGCCCCGCGGACAAUCCACAUUGAGUUCCCUCGCUACAGCUCGUCGCUGCUGGAAUCCCUGAACCGCCACAGGCUGGAGGGCAAGUUCUGUGAUGUGUCCCUCCUGGUCCAGGGCAGGGAGCUGAGGGCUCACAAGGCGGUGCUGGCCGCCGCCUCGCCUUACUUCCAUGACAAGCUGCUCUUGGGUGAUGCGCCCAGGCUCACCCUCCCGAGCGUCAUUGAGGCGGACGCCUUCGAGGGACUGCUUCAGCUUAUUUACUCCGGGCGCCUCCGCCUGCCUCUGGAUGCUCUUCCGGCCCAUCUCCUAGUAGCCAGUGGCCUUCAGAUGUGGCAAGUGGUAGAUCAGUGCUCAGAGAUUCUUCGAGAACUAGAAACGUCUGGUGGGAUCGCAGCCGGUGGAGGCGCCUCCUACCACACGCUUCUUUCCACAACCUCUUCGGGAGGCUGGUGCAUUCGCUCUUCUCCUUUCCAGAACCCGGCGAGGCCCUCCGCUUCUAAAGAGGAUUCUGCGACUCCUGAGAGCCCCGUUAGAGGGGAAGGGAGUGAGCUGGAGGAAGUGUUACAGAUCCAGGUCAAAGAAGAGGAGGAGGAGCAGGGGUCAUCCUCCCCGGCCUUCCAGAGUCCUCAACUCGAGAGUGGGCCAACAGGGGGUUCCCAAGCUUGUGGGUCCCACCCGCUGCCUACAUCUGCCCUUCCCAGCAGGCCUCCAGAGGAUGGAGGUUCAGCAGUUGAGCCUCCUGCCCCUCUCGUAGGAGCAUCCCAAGUCGUGUACGUUAAUCAGGAAACCGUGGAGCCUGAGGAGGCCACAGGCGGAGGUGGCACUCCGUCUGCAGGAGCAAAGGAGACCAAAGUUCUACCUGGAGGGGGCUCUGAGGGAAACGGGGAGCUAAGGUACUUGCUGUCCUCAGGGGGAGGGGAAGCAUCUGGGGCAGGAGAUCCAUCCUGGAAACCCGUGGAUCUUCAUGGAAAUGAAAUCCUGUCAGGUGGUGGAGGGCCUGGAGGAACCGGGCAGGCUGUGCACGGGCCCGUGAAGCUAGGAGGGACGCCUCCUGCGGAUGGAAAAUGCUUUGGUUGCUUGUGUGGAAAACGGUUUGCAGUAAAGCCAAAACGAGACCGGCACAUCAUGUUGACCUUCAGCCUUCGCCCUUUCGGAUGUGGUGUCUGUAAUAAACGCUUCAAGCUGAAGCACCAUCUGACGGAGCACAUGAAGACGCACGCUAGAGCUCUGCAUGCAUGUCCCCACUGUGGCCGUCGGUUCCGUGUCCACGCCUUUUACCUUCGCCAUCGGGACUUGUGCAAGGGCCAGGGCUGGGCCACUGCCCACUGGACUUACAAAUGACCACUAAUGCUCUGUGCUGACCUCUAGUGCAAGGUAGCCGCUGCUACCUCUCACCCUUCACCACCUCAGUCCUGGCUUGUGUAAUCAUUCCAAGAGAUUAUGUGUGCUGUGGCCCUUACUAUGGGUAUGGGCUUCCCCUGGUGUGUUCAGAAGUGCAGGUUCUUAACCCAGGUGUUAACAGCCUGUGGAGAAUGUCAGGCUUGAUCACUUGACCUGAUGGCCAGUGAGGAGACCGCUGACUACAGAUGACAGUAGUGUGAUGAGAGUUGGAGCAGAAUGGCCUGAUAACUUUUACUUCGUCUUUACGAGGAGGUCAGAGAGUUGUUCACCAAGGAAUGCAUUUGAUUCAGAGCCAAGUACUGGUCAGACUAAGCUCUAAGUGGCCUCUACCUCGCUGUCGGCAGUGUUGUUUUUAUACUUUUUGUUCCUUUCCAGAAGCUUCUUAGGGUCUACUUUGUUUUCUCACUAGUAGACACCUUCCAAAUAUCCUUUUAUAAAUGUACUUGAGCAUUCGACAAGUAUGGUGGUGCGCGCAUUUAAUCCCAGCACUUGGGAAGCAGAGGCAGGUGGAUCUCUGUGAGCUCCACACCAGCCUGGUCUCCAAAACAAGUUCCAGGCCAGCCAGGGCUACACUGUGAGACCUUGUCUU